This is a messenger RNA of Lolium perenne, 654 nucleotides long. Its product is annotated as protein METHYLENE BLUE SENSITIVITY 2-like. The record is from RefSeq and is a predicted model, not a curated record. Lineage: Eukaryota; Viridiplantae; Streptophyta; Magnoliopsida; Poales; Poaceae.
GUCUCCUUCCCCCACCCGUCGCAUCAAACGCAAAAAGAAGACAAUUUUACGCGAAUAGGGUUAGCAGCCGGCGGCGGCGGCGGCGGCGGAGAGCGAGCGGCGCAAGGUCGUCGGAGAUGACGGGGAAGGCGAAGCCGAAGAAGCACACGGCCAAGGAGCUGGCGGCGAAGGCCGACGCGGCGCUGACCAACCGCGGCGGGGGCAAGGCCGGCCAGAAGGACCGGCUGGGCCAGGAGAAGGGCGGCCACGCCAAGAUGGAGUGCCCGCUCUGCAAGGUGACGGCGCCCGACGUCAAGUCCAUGCAGAUCCACCACGAGGCGCGCCACCCCAAGAUCCCCUUCGACCCCGAGAAGAUCAACAACCUCCACGGCUCCACCGCCGCCGCGCCCGAGGCCGCCGCAUCCAGCUCCAAGCCCAAGCCUGGCGUCCGCGGCAGCCUCAAGAAGACGGGCGAUGAACAGAAAUGAGGCCUUCAUAGCAUCAAAUGCCUCUUCAAAGUCUCUGUUUGCUAUCGCAAUGGGUUAUGACUAUCUCGUUUGGGUUGUCGUUUUAAGAUAUUUGGUUGUCUGGCUUGCUUCGUUCAAUCAAGUUGUAAUCCGAUAUAUUAUGCGUUCCAGAACAUCUGAGAUGAACUAAAUAACUGGUUGCUGCCUA